This is a messenger RNA of Ilyonectria robusta, 207 nucleotides long. Its product is annotated as ankyrin repeat-containing domain protein. The record is from RefSeq and is a predicted model, not a curated record. The transcript has a single exon. The annotation marks the transcript as partial. NCBI's taxonomy places the organism in Eukaryota, Fungi, Ascomycota, Sordariomycetes, Hypocreales, Nectriaceae. Gene Ontology annotation, molecular function: protein binding.
CGGACGCCAUUGCACUCGGCAUCACUGAAUGGACACGUUGAGGUGGUCAAGCUGCUCAUCGAGAAGGGUGCUAGCGUUACAGUCACAGAUGAGGACGGACAGACGCCAUUGCAUUCAGCAUCAUGGGAUGGAUACAUCGGGGCGGUCAAGCUGCUCAUCGAGAAGGGUGCUAGCGUCUCAGUCAUAGAUGAGGACGGAUUGACACCA